AGCCACUUUCAAAACACAUUAAUUACCCCUGCUGCCCCCACAAAAGCACUCACACCCCUUUUUUGUUCUUGAGCAUGUGAAUGAGAGGUAGGCACCCAAACUUCAACUUCUACUUUUCCUCCAUUACAUUUCCAAGCGAAGAUGUAGGAGCUGAUGGUGCCUGUGCUGGUUUUUUUUGAAAACGCAUCUCUACUCGCAAAACAUGCUCUAAAGAAUGAUGCCCCUCCUGCUGCAUGACUGAGUAUUUUUCUUCCUAUGACAGAAUCAGUUGCCGGUGGAGUCUUUUUUCAAAUGAAGCUCCUCUGACGUGAUCGUAAGCUAUUUUUUGCGGGCACAGGCAUCUAUUGGCUGCUCCAGUGGACGCGCAACUGGUUUCUAUUAAGUUUGCCGAAAAGCCCCGAGGACAUCUUCUUGCCGGGAAACCAUUGGACCACGAGUGCAAGAAGCCGCGGCAGUUGUUUUCGGCCAAAACGACCAGCAUUCAAGGGUGGACCUGUUAUAUUGUGCCGGCUCAUCUUUGAAAAACGCCGACUCUAGUUCAUCGUGAAAAAGGCUUAAGAAGUGUUCAUCAACAUCAUUUACAUCCCCGCUUGACGCUGACGACGUAUUAGCCAAGCUUGUGUGAAAUUACCACACUAUAAGGCCACGGGCGAUAAUACGAGCACGACGAGAGUUGCACUUCCGCAUAGAAGUCGUCCUGACUCGUCACGUGGCUAUGUUUCGUGGUGGGAGAAGCGCGACAACGUGAAAAACCAAGCUCGCAGCUUUUCCGUAACGUGACUACAAUGCUUGUGCUCGACGAGGAUGUAACAGCAAGCAGGUCGCUCCGGGGUACUGGUCGACCUAGCGGUAGUACGACUUCAGAAGCCUCAAGAGAGGAAGAGGAAACAGAAGACGCACCAGAUCCCACGCAACCACAACCUGGUGCUUCUGUUGGCGGUCAAUAUAUCAAGGAUUUUCGCCCGGGAAGAACGGUGGCAACGUCGAACAAAUGGAAGAGCGGCCUCUUUCUUGUCCGACGAGGCACGCCUUCCAGUAGUUCGUCGUCCUUUACUUCGAGCGCGAAAUCCAGCGACCGAAAAGAAAAAAUAAGACAGAAGGCCAACAUCUCGACUUUUGAUUCUGAUUGCUCUGACGAGCGGUUUGGUUUCGUGAAGAACCCGCUCCUCUUCCCUCCGGGUAUGGAGCGACCAACGGCCGCCCCGAGAGCGCGCGUUUUACCUAUGUUUCCUGCUGCUGGCCGCCAUGAUGAGCCAGCCAGGAGUUGCGCGAAUGCACGGUUUCCUUCCUCCGCGAAAGGUGGGACUACACCGAUGAAAUUACAGGCCUCUGUCUUGUCGAGAAUCGAAUCUUCCAGUGGCAGUACACACGACAGAGUGAUACCAGACGAUUAUUUCUCAUCUCGUGCCCGAACAAAAAGAAAAAGUGCAAGUAGAGAAACGAGAAAUAUCACCACGAGCUCCGCAGCAAUAGGGCAAACAAGAAGACAAGCUCUGCCGAACGAUGCUGGUGAAGAAAACGCCGGGGGCUGUUUUUCUGAGCAGCGACAGGGGAUGUUUUCGUCCUCUAGUAAGACGAUGCCAAGAAUAAGACGACAACAGACGGCAAUGAAUUGUCCUCUUCGCAGACUGCGACCUUUUCUUUCAGUCUCCCCAACGCACGGAACAAGGAGCGCUACUUCUAGCGAAAAAAGUUCAGUUCGAACCUUGCUGUCGCGUGCUCUUCAGCUGUUUUUCGCGGUGUGCACUGGUGCAAGUCUGUUCACGCAUGCUGCGAAGGUCAACGACUUCUUCCCGAAACGGGGUAGUCUCGAGGGGGGCCUGCAGCUGCGCAUCACCGGGGACGGGUUUCUAGAUCCAAACCGAAUCAACCUCUACUCGCAGCAAACGGUCUAUUUGGGACAAUACGCCUGCCCAGUGAUGCUUCCCAUGAGCACGCAGUCCGAGCUGAUCUGCAUCACCCCGCGGGUGCCCGAGCCGAUGAAUGUCACGCUCGAAGUGCUGAUCAUCUCGGACGCCGCGGGCGGUGGCACCUACGCACGCGUCCGGGACCCCUCGGUGGUGUUCCGCUACGAAUACGAGCAAACGCCGGUGGUGAAAUUUGUGUCGCAUUUCGGGUUGGCCGUCGGCGACUUUUUGUCGUACGGAGCCCGCUCUUCCACCUACCGACGACAGCAGAUCCUCGCGAAGACCUGGUCGCAGACGGAAACAAGGGUCGGGGGUUCGACCUGCCUCGCCGACGAGCUGCUGCUAGCGAACCGGUUCGCAAACACGAACGACUACAACCUGCAGAACAACAACAGGGUGAUCGAGAAGAUCGGCCUCACGUGUCGCCUCCAGGGGUGGUUGCAGCCGGGCUGGGGCCGGUUCUCCCUCUUCGUCCGCCCCAAUGGGCUGAACGACGUGGCGAAGUGCUCGGACCUGCAGUGCACUUGCCAAACAGCGGCCGACUGCCCCGACGGGUACGGGCAUGCUCAGUUUCUCAACACGAAGUCGGACCAACCGCGGCCUUUUGGGCUGUUCACCAUUGGGGUGGAGGAAAGUUCACUCGAUCAGCACCUACGACGUUUUGAAGAUGACAGACCGAGCAACUUGCCGCCAGUGAGUUACGACAUGGCUAUGUACCCGGAGAUUUACGAGAUCAGUCCGCGCUUUGCGAGUCCGACUGGCGGCGCAGUGCUGCAAAUUCGGGGCACCGGUUUCAACGUGGACACCACACGGAUUUUUUUGGGGCCGCGAAACGACAUUCCGUGUCACGUCAUUGCGGACAAGGCAUUCAAUUCCACGCAUUUCGAGUGUCGCAUCCCGAAGAUCUUCUCGGGUUCAAACAGCCAGGCGGCGUAUGCGGACUACCAGCAGUCACUGUCUCAGGUGCUGGACACGCAGCGCCAGCAGGAGGCGCUGUUGCUGCCUCCGCACGCCGACGACAUCACGGGAUGCGCGGAGGUACGCGUCUCGGUGGGCUCUUCCACGACCUCUUCGAAGACCAUCCUGUGGGACGUGACGGAGCACGCACUGUCCGGCGGUGUGCCGUUGCAGAAUUCCUGCCAAGGCCUUUCCUCCGACAUGCAGGCACACGUAUCACCGGUAAAUGUGUCGCUUGUCGUCUCCAAGGCUCGACUGACCGACGGCAACCCCAAUUUUGGCACCGACCACCAAGUCAUGGUGCCGCCGCACGAAGCUGCGGAUCCGGCGCAAAGUGGUCGGCUUUACACGGUCUUGUGUUGCGACACAGACGGGCAGUUCUGCCAUUCGGUGAACAAAAACGCGGAGCCUUUUGAAAACACUUGGCAAAAACUAACGCCGAAGGAUUGCUACACGCCCGGCAACCACAAAGUGUCCUUUCACGACGCUGCGCGUAUGUGUGCAAUGGAUGGGAGGAGGUUGUGUCAAGCGCACGAAAUCGCGGGGGGGAUUUGCAAGGGCAAGCGGGACUGCGACGGGGGCCACUACGUGAACCCCGACGGGUCCACCUUUGCGCAGGAGCCCGGGUACCACGACAAUCGGCACGUGUGGACAAGUUCGCUGAAGAAACAUCAACAGAUUACAGUCACAAAGAGCAGCGGCGCCUGGACGGACGUUGAGACCACUCUGACCUGUAGACAGGAUUGCCUCGACGUCGGCGCUUCGAGCACCAGCAAACAGGGUGGAUUGCGCACGCAACUGCCGUUGCACGGAUUCUUUGGCGGCCGCGGCACGAAAUGGCGACUGUACUCCGGACUUCAUCCUGGCCACACAGAGACCUUCGGGAAACGCGCGAGCUGGGUGAACAGCGACAAUAUGUUCCCCAACGUCGCAUACGCGGAAGGCCUGCGCAAAGACGUGCUGCUUGGUGUUUCCAAGGUGUUUAUGAACCCGGUAAAUUUGAACGAGAACGCGGACCGGAUCCAGUUCGUGAGCCAGAACCCGGCCGAGUCAGUUUCUGCCGAGCCCUUCGGGCAGGAAAAGGGUACCUGGUUGCGGGGUCCGAUCCGCCGCCAGCUGCACACAUGGGACCAGGCCUGGCAGGACCAGUGGCGCGACCGAACCGCGGACUGGUCUGGCUACUACGAGUUCGAGCAGGUCCUGGAAACUUUUUUCGUCCCGCCGUCCUACUUUUCCCCCGACGCGGAGUACCAGUUUUUCACUGCGGCCGAACUGUCCGCGAAGGUCCUGAUUGACUUCACCGGGAGCGAGCCGAACGUAAAUCUGUGGACGGAGGUCGGGAAAAUUGUCCACUGGGUGGAUCGAUGGCGGCCCGACGACCCCUUCGCCUUCUACGUGUACUGCAGCGAGAGCAACAAUCCCUUUGUGCCUGCCAACGGGGCCGCGAGAGAGAGCGUCGAGGGCAGCACGUGCAGCCACCCGGACUUGACCACGCACUCGGUGCGUCAGCGCAGCCCGCGCAUGAAGUUUCAAAACGCACACAACUCCAGCAUUGCGGGCUACCCCAUGCGCAUCUACCACAACGACGAGUUCCACUGGAGCGCCAAUUGGUUGCAGAUCGGCGUGGCGGUGCACGAUCCCUGGCUGAACGGAACCUACGCGAACGACACACACACGGCGGAGGGGCACCAGAUUUUCACCGAAGCAGAGAAGGAGGCGUUCUACAAGACCAGCGGCCUGUACGAGAUGCAAAAGAUGACGCUGACCGCCCGGCGCGACCGGGAAAAGCACGCGCUUCUCGUGUCGGAUGCCGGGCAGUUCUACUCGGUGAAGGUGAAGGUGUCGCACGACCUGAGCCACACCGAGUACUUCACCGACAAAGUCCGCGUGGACCAGGCGGACACCGCGACGUUGGAAACGGCGCUGCGGGGAGCGAAAUCAGCGGCCGGAUCGACGAUCCAGUACACCAAGGACUGCUUGCCUACCGUCACGGCUGCGGCGGCGCAGGCCACCAGUGCCGGACUCGCGGUCGGGUUCGAAAUCACCUUCAACUGCAUUCUGGGAAGCGGCACACACGGGCUGUACGGCCAGACAACACACGCAACCUUUGAGAUGGUGCCGCCCCGUAACGCCACGGCGGCCGAGACGCCCUACACGCGGGGUAUCGUUACCCUGUCGCAGGAAGAGUCGGCACCCCUGUCCGGCAACUUCAAGCUCUGCCGAGGUUCUUCGAAAACCAACGCCACGGUGGCACGGAGCUGCACAACUUCGCUGCCCUACAACGUGAAGCGCUACGAGGUGCAGGAGGCGCUGCUGAAGAUCUUUCCGCGGAUCGAGGUCUUCAACCUUGGUACCGACUGGAACGCGGACUACGAAAAACGCCCGGAGGAAGGCUUCUCGUACGGGAUUCGUUUCAUCGACCCCUAUACCUUCCACGACCCGGUGGAUCCCCGCCGCCUGUAUGCGGAGUAUUCCGGGAGUGACUUCGCAGAGUUGGGCGGGACCGGUGCCGAGAUCAACUUCUACAUGGUCCAAGAGGGCGGUAACCGAAAUUCGCUUUUCUACGAGUACAUCCCUGCGGAUUGGCUGCGAGUGCCGCACGCGGUGCCACAGGCACAGAUGCGGAGCAACAACAUCCUGGCCGCAUCGAAGUACAUCCAGAGUGCGGAUUUUCAAUUUUCGCAAUCUUUCACGCCACAGGUUGAGGCGGUGAUGGUCCUUAAUAACGCAAACAAUCAGCCCGGCGCGAAAUCAGCAGCGCUCUCCGGUCCGUCGGCGGUCACAGUCACUGCCGGUGCGGAGCUGACGUUUGUGCUGUCCAACGUGCUGCUUCCGGAGGCGAGCAUGGCCAUGCGGAAAACGAACCGUGUUCCGGCCGUCGUCGCGGAGGAUGUGGUCUUUACGCAGGACGGACAUUUGAUGGCGCCGCGCGGGGAGGGGUCGGCGGCAACGCGAAUGGGUGAGAACGGCACAGUGGUGAUCACGCGAAGCGGUGGUAGGAGCGUGCGGACUAGUCUGCUGGGUGAGCCGCUUUUUGCGAACGUGAACGCUUCAGUGUACGGGCUGCGCACCUCCGACUUCAACAUCACGGUCGGGAACUCGGACUGCCUCGUGACCCAGCACCGUUGCGUUGAGAACUGUCCGGACCAGAAUGACGACAACUUCCGUGCGCUUCUCGGCGCCGGGGGCGGCGCAUCAGCGGCCGGAGCAGAACAGUCCGCCAACGUUUCGAUCGUGCAUCCGCUCAAGGAUUUCCAAUUCGCCACCCGCUUUGAGGUGACCUGCACGCUGCAGGACGGAACGGUUGGACGGGGUCUGCAGCCGGAGAUCAGCAUCGGUGGUCAGGGGUUCGCGAUGAGCCAGAACCUGACGAUGGACGUGGCGUUGGAACUGCACAACGUUUACCCGACGUCGGGGUCCCUUGCAGGCGGCACUGAAAUCGAGUUCACUGGAUUUGGCCUGCAGCGAAUCACCUGCGCCCACAUUCACUUGGGCUGGAACGCAAACGCCACGCACCGGGAAGACAUGUGGAACAUCACGCUCGAAGAGUCGGACCGACCUGCCGCCGACAACACAACCAACGUGACGCGCGCCGCGCUCUUUUACGACGGCACGAGCUUCAGCAAAAAGGACCACAUCUUGCCGAAUAAUUUGUACUGCCGUGUGCCCUACAUCGCCGUGGCGUGCAAUGCCGCCCCGCACUACAGCUGCGAGCAGCGGGGUCUGAAGAUUCUACACGAGACCAUCCACGACUUCACUUUUACAUUUGACCCGACGCUGACCAGCCGGGUCGAAAGCCUCGCGCCCGUGAAACUCGCGGUCGGGUUUCCGGGCGUUCUGACCUUCGACUUCUCGCCAGCCUGGCUGGGGUAUUUGGACUUGCCGGGCUCGUUGAAUCCGCAAAACGACACCGCGUUCGACUACUCGGAGCACAUCACGGUGGAUUUGGUAGAAACCAUGAGCGGCCAGCCGCGUGUGAGUCGCAACUGCUUGAUAAAGGAGGUGAGAUCGACGCGACUGACCUGCCGGCUCUCCCGCGACUUUGACUCGCCCACGUAUGUGGAGGACCCGAACCUGCGCACGCAGUUCAACCACUACGUGCUGGAUCCGGAAAUGUACAGGGGCGUGAGCGAUUUCCUACUCACACCGAAAAUUUCGGUGAAGCCAUUCGGCUAUGCCAUGCUGACCGGGGAGCAGCUUGACACCGCGAUGUACGUGACACGCGUCACCCCGGACGAUUUCCAUGGUCUGGCGGGCGGUGUGCAAACCACCAUCGAGGGGUACGGUUUUCUGGGUGGAUUGCCCUCGUCAAGCCAAUUGCAUCGGCAGCUAACAUCAGACGAUGAAGAAGUCACGACCAGCGAGGACGAUAGUUUUGACGCCGUUGGAGCACUCAUGUAUGGCGCGUCGCGCCGCGAGCUGUCUGCUGCGGGUCCUCCCAGCGCCGGUGGCAAUCAAAGCAACGGGACGUCCAAUACGUCGAAUGCGACGAACUCUUCUACCGCCCCUGCUUCGUCUACCGCUGCUGCGACGGUGGUUCACACCGGUCCAGCGCUGGUCCCCGGUAUGUCGCUGCAACAGCGGCGGGCCAUCAACCCCGACUCUACCAUGGUGCUGGAUCUUGCGAAUUUCGCGGUUUUCUUGGAAACGAACUUCACGUAUUUCUACCGCGGUACGUACGAGACAUCCAACUCCAAGUCCGCCUGCGUGGUGACUGAGGUGUUGGACACCCGGAUCCGCUGCAAUACAACGGCUGUUCCAUACUUGGAGCGGUUCGAAGCCAUGCGCGUCGGGCGGUACAGCGGUGUGGCGACCGUAACCACCGAGGCCAAAGUGGUCAUCAACAUGGUGAAGGCCGAGAGUUAUUGCACCGCGGGCGGGGCGGGCGGAGGUACUAGCACGACUGCGGCCCCUGCUCUUCGACCACAGCCUUGCAUGCACAAAUCCCACUGGGGCAGCACCCCUGCGGCGCUCGAAGUCUUCCCAAAAUCGGCUUUGUCGGGGGAGUCUUUCGGGGUUGUGGUUGCGGGCGAUCUUCUCCAGGGCCAGAGCUUCGCCACGGAGUACGCGCCCGCGGUGUUUCCGCUCGCAAACGAGAGCACAAAGCUCAUCGACAACUUGUCAUACACGCCCCUGGUUCGCGCCGAAUUGUUCCACGGAAAUUAUGACAAUACCCGCUGCCUGCUGACCAGCACGAACCGAGGCAUCACGCGGCCGGCCGCCACGUGUCCGCACUGCGUAGCUGGCCAAGGCGAGUGCCAAGUGCGCAACGGACAACUGGAGUGCGUCUGCGAGCCAAACUUCUACGGAACCCGAUGUGAGAACCAGUGCAAGUGUGACCCGGUUGGAACGGAACAUUGCAUCCGGGGCACCUCCGGGGGAUCGUGCGUGUGCAAACAGGGAUACACAGGUGCGGAGUGUAACCUAGCUUUGCCGCCAAAUUACGUGCUCGCCACGCCAAAAGGUUCUGGCCGCCGUGCCCUCCGCGCGGACGGUCUUAGCGCCGAUGAUGCAUCUUCUGCCGCGCCGCUCCCCGCGGCGCGCAAACCUUCUUCAAGUGCACUGCUGCAGCGCCUUGCGGCGUUCGGCAUGAAAGCCGCACCGGCACACCUGGCGGACGAUGACGCCCGGAUCGCAUGGGAUAGUGAUCACUUAGUUGAUUCGAGCUCCGAGCUUCACGCCGAUUUGACAACACCUGCCGUAGCCAUGGGUUUUUCGUCACCUGAUAGUACACCGGGAGUAUCUUCCCCGCGAGCGCUUUCUGCAGCCCCGAGCAGCGGUUCGUCAGCUGUUGCGACGGCCGCCAGUAUGGUGCUCGAGUGCGCGGACGGCUUCAAGCGUACCGAUCAGCCCUGUUCCGGGCCAGGAAACUGUGCGGCGUGUCGGUCUGCCUACCACCCGAAGACAAAUCUUACGCAGACACGUGCCGCGAACGAAUCCGCGCGGCCGAGCUACCCGCUCGAGCUAUUGGUUUAUGACUCCGUGCCGAAAAACGGUACAUCGGACCACGCUCCUCACGACCCGCUCGUUCUGACGUUUUCGCAUGAAGUUGUUGCCGUGUCAGGUUUUAUCAAAGUGAUGAAGCAGCCGAACGACACUGCCGUUUUUGACAAGCGUUAUGUGGAUUUUGUGAAUCCGCAGCCGGUUGUGAACUACACCGAUGUCGAAGUGGAACCUGCGAACGAAGUUUUUCGCAUCGCGUUGCCGCUGCCCUACGACUCCGUCGCAGGAGGCGGAUACCGGAAUGCCGCGGGUCGACGUCUCUCCCUGGCGUCGCAGGAACUCCAGCAAGCGUUGGAAGAAAACUCCACGUACUUUCUCGAUUUUUCCCAGGCGGUCAUCCGCGACGCGAACGCUGUCGGAAAUAAGCAGUAUGUCGGUUGGAACCAACCCACGCCAGGCUACGAGUUCACGAAUGAAACCAUGUACACCUUCAGCACAAAUAACCAGCACCACCCAGCUCCUACAGACGGAAACGGGGCGCCGCAUAUGCUUUUCUUUGACUACAGAGUUUUCGAGCACAACAGCGGUCCGAGUGGAGCUUCUGGCAACGCGACCAUGGCCACUGUGCUCUUCUUCCUGCACUUUGACAGAGCCCUGCAAACAACGGUGGGCGCCGAUGCGGACGUGCACAUCAAGGAUUGCGGCGCGGUCGAGUGCCAAUUUAGCGAGCGGCCGGAAAUGAAGCGCUUCAACGACUCUACUUCCGCGGGGCACUGUUCCAGCCUCGAGACCGUGUUCACAAAUUUGACCGAGCCUCGAAACGAGUGCGGGUUCUAUCUGGCGAAUCACAACGACGUGGUGAGUGUGGCGCAACACGCGUCCGACAUGGUGAAGAGCUUCGCCAAUUCCACCAUGGGUACGGGUAUCGCGAUCCUGCAGGCCAACAUUGAUCUGACGCAGGAAAUGCGGCACGUAGAGGUGCACAUUGCACAGAAUGGCUUCAUCGCGGGGGCCCAUCGGUUGGUGCUACCCAUUGUGGUGCAUCCGGGCGGCGGCAAUGACGCCUCCAAGGCGAACGACGAGUCCAUGGUGACCACCAUCAUGUGUUCCAGGCGAUGCCAUCCGGAGAAGGAUGGUGCCUGCUGCAGCGCCAGUGAUAGUACCAACGACGGUAGUUACGCGGGUAUUUGCAAGGUGCAGUGCCCACGAAACCGGUUCGGCGCCAACUGCGACCGCGACUGCAAUUGCCACCAGGCCGGCACGGCAUUUUGCAACGACGGGCUCUUUCACCCGCAACGGGAUCGCGCCGAUGGGACCUGCGUCUGCAAGACGGGAUUUGCCGGACCGAGGUGCGAUCAGUGCGCGCCAGGGUACAUCAAUUUUCCGCACUGCGAUACGGUUUGUGUUGGAAAGACUCCGUGCGACCCGCGCAACACGCUGUCCUGCUCUUCCGAUGCCACCACCGCGCCUGGACAAAACACUUGCCAGUGCAAGGAGGGCUUCAACGGAGCGCUGUGUGACACAUGCGCGGCGAACUACUACGGAAAUUCGUGCUCCGUUUUCUGUAACGCCACACAGCACUGCUCGGGCCACGGGCAGUGCGGGGCCGUCGAGCGACAGGUGAACGGGCAGACGCAAGACAUUUUGGCUUGUACGUGCGAUCACGGCUGGACGGGGGCGGACUGCAGCCAGUGCGAUUCGAUCGCUAUCUGCAACAAGCGGGGGGUUUGCAACCACCCCUUUGUGCGAGAAGAGAUGCGGAACGUGACGGAAUCGACGAGUGUGCCGGCUAAUGGCACAAAUGGAACUAAUGGCUCUAAAUCUAAUGGCACUAGUAGUGGUCAGGUCGCCCUGGUCAAUGAGGAAACGGAGGAACGAUUGGUCAACGUCACCCACCCUCGCUGCAAGUGCGAAGAUUAUUUCUGGGGAGCAUACUGCGAAAACGACGCGGCGUGCAGCCCGGCAGGCACCCAUCAGGUGGACCCGUGGACAGGAGCCUGCCACUGCAAACCGAACUGGUGGGGUACGAAGUGCGAGAACGAGUGUCGUUGUUACGCCGACCGGGUGAACAUGCACGACGGCGUAGCGUUCGCGCCCACCCCGGUUCUGUCCGGAACCUGCAACGACGGGAACCAGGGCGACGGCAGCUGUACUUGCUUCGACGGAUUCAAUGGCACCAACUGCGAAUUCUGCGCAGACUUCCGUGUUCCGAGCGGCAACUGCAGCAUGACUUGCGAUGUAAACUGCGAUGCCGGAGGUACGCAGAGCUGCUCUGGCAACCAGUGUCAGUGCUGGCCCUGGCGCAGUGGCGCGCUGUGCGAGACGUGCAAGCCCGACUAUUAUCCUGCGCCGCCCGGUAGCUGCAGCAAGUACUGCAAAGCAGAAACCACCUGCAACGGCAAGGGCUCCUGCAACCUGAACGGAGACUGCGUCUGCGAAACUGGAUUCACAGGACCAACUUGCGACCAGUGUGCCGUAGGAUGGUUUCCGAAGGCUCCGAUGACACUUCAGGGUCCCAUUCUGGACACCGCAAGUUCGCAUCCGGCGCACGGAGCUGUGGGGGUCUCUGCAGCAACUGAGAACCUGAUCCUUAAGUUCUCGGAACCCAUCGACUUCGCCAACCUGGGCGUGAUCGAGAUCAGGGCGCAUCACAGUGGUGCCAACUAUUCGAUGCCACCGGAUUUCGCCUUGGACCUAGCCAUUCUGAAGGACCAGCCCUUCCAUCGUUUUCUGUCCGACAAAUACCUGUACCUCACCCCCAGCGUGCUCACUCUCUACGGCGCCAACACGACAUCAGGAGCCAACCAAACUGCCGGCCCUUCCUCGUCUACCGGGGCUGCAUCACAGCAAAGCCAAUUCACUGAGCUGCAGCCUGGCAAAGCGUACCACUUGCACACGGAGCGCUAUGGCCUUUUACAGGAUCGGGACGGCAACAAGAUGGGUUUGUUGAGCACUCUGACUCCGCCGCUCGAGUACACAUUCAACACUGCACCGAGCGGAACGCAGCCCCGCAGCAUGCCAGUCUACCCGAUAUUUCACAUCGACAGUCCCCUGGAGCUUCUGGAUCCUUCCGGCAGCAACUACCACGUUGUGUUUUCAGUCUACUUUAGCCAUCAAAUCUCGAAGAAGAACGGUGUGAAUGAGAUGCAGUUCUUCGAGUUGUCGGAUUGCGGCUGGGAUAUGGACUGCCAUUCGGCGUGCGACAACGAAAUGCUGGACGUGAGCGCGCAUGUGACGGGUGUCAUGUACAACAAGGGAUACACGGCGAACGCCCUCCAAGUUCCAGGAGCCUCGAUGGCCAGUGUUCUGGGGAGUUACGGCACUGACGCACGGUUUACGGACACGAUUCCCGGGCUCCUUGCUGUUCAGAUCCGGAUCCCCGCUACUGGUCCACACCCUCUGCGGCGGAAGUUGCAGCUCACCAUUUUGCCUGGGCUGGUCACUGAUUCGUCCGGGAACAACGAAAUGAACCUUGUGAACGCGACCUACGACUUUGCGCUCUCGGGUGCCAUCAACCAGACCGCUCAUAACCCGCAUGAGCUCGCACCCUGCGAAUGGACGCCAGGUAGCAACGCAACUAUCAGCUCUGCGCACGCGCAUCGGGAGCAGGUGCAGUGGACGGUUUCCGCCGGUGUGGCGCAGCUGUUUGAGGCACAAGACGUUCGAAUACUCGAUUUCGGGACGGAUGCCGAACUCGCAACGAUGGCGGACGCGGGGGGAAUGUUUGAGGUGUCGGACCACCACCACGCAAAGAUGAUCCGCAUGCGAUUGCCGGAGAAGGGCGCGGGCGUUUUCAACGCUGGACGACAGAUUUAUUUCCGUGUCCUCGCAAAAGCGGCGCCCAAACCCACACUGUUCGAGACCAAGGCCUUUUACAGUCUUCGCUUCGCUAACGAUUCCAUUUCGGAACUCGCGUUCGGGGAUCGCGCCGUCGAGGAAAUGAUGCUCAGUGACAACACGACGCUCGCCUUUGAAUUGCGUUUGUCGCGCGACGUUAGUCAGCUUUUGGUGACGGGGAACGCGGUUGCUUCGUCGUUCACUUUGACCGACUGUGGCUUUGAUCUCGACUGCCGUCCCGAAUCGUGCGACAAUCGGGCGAUGACUGUCACCAAUGUCACCCUCGCGCAGCACGGGCGAAUUCGACUGAUCGCGACCGGCUUCACCGCACCGCCGCCCUUCGGGGAUGCAUCUCUUGACAUGCAAGACGGGAGGAGGUUUUCGCUGUCCGUCGUUCCAGAAGUAGCUGCGGAUGCCUACGGAACGCGCAGUGCCGCAGCGACGGGCAUCAUUGCGGAGUUGAACAGCGCUUUUCUGGCGCAGCAUUUCCAUGGCCCUGGCGCCUCCCCGCGACUCAGUCCGUGCGACAGCCACCCCGCCCCAGCCGCGCCCGUGGCAAAGCCCGAGGCGAACUUCAUUUCGCCCGAGGGCUUGGUCUUUGUGGCGUUUGAUCGACCGAUUGAAGUCGUACCGGGCGCGAAAGGCAUGGUUAAAUUGCUCAGUGCUCCAGGAGGGGUUGCAGCUCACGGGAGGCGUUUAUCAGAAGAUGCUUCGGCUGCAAAUUAUGAGGAUUUGCAAAAAGGAGAUGAAGACGGGUCGUACGCUUUAGCGGAAGAAGAUUUUGCUCAGCCUAGCGCUGCUUCUGCUAUUCGCUUUGACGAGGACUAUGAUGCCGACGCAGCCCUGCGUCUUUUGACGCACCACUUCGGGUCGAAUAUGUCAAAUACGUCAAAUGGCAGCAACAUGAGCAACGCGUCAGAUUCUUCAAAUGCUUCUGAUUUUCUGGGACCCGCGGCAGGAUCUUCUUCACCGACCGGGCAACCAGGCAGCGGAGUGGACUCCACCAUGAACGAGACCAGUAACGACACAAAUGCUUCGUCGCCGGGCGGCCCCUCGUCGAGUGCGCCGCCCAGCACGAGCGCCCCAUCGGGUGUGGGCAUGCUUGAAAUUCCGGUGCACAAACUGGUCGUGCACGGGAAGUAUCUCGUGUUUGCGCCAAGCAUGUCCAAUUGUUCCAGCCCCGCGCCGCCACCGAGUAGUACUCCACCGGAAGAGCAAGGCAUUUCGCCUGAUUGCAUUACGCAGUAUAAGUUUGUCGAUGGUGCUACGUUUCACAUUGAGAUCCCGCCGAAUGUGCUGCGUGCUGCGCAGCCCUCCGGAAACGGUCCGCAAAACAUUGCGCUAAGCACGCAGGGGUUCUAUCACGUGGAAGUAAACGAGACCGCGGCGAGUGGUUUGCGCCCGGGCGUGGUGGACUACGAAGUGUUGUUUGAUCACGUGCAGAAUCGAAGCAGAGUUUUUCUGCUGUUUUCAGAGGAAGUCGAAGGCAAAAGCGGAAGCUUGGACGCCGUUGUCGAGGUGCAGAGUUGCGGUUCUGCGCUUUCCUGCGAGCCGAUUGACCAGCGAAAUGUGACGGACGUUGCGUUCCAUUCCAACUACAGUACGGCAAACGAGGCCAAGGCCGUUGUUCUUAGUUUCCCCGGCGAUGUUCGACAGGAACUGUUCACUAUUACGGUCAAAGCGAACACUUUCAUGGGUCUGCAAAAGCCUGGGCACGACGGUCCGGGUGUUGACGUCAGCUUUCGGACAGACCGGUAUCUCGUUCCGGCACGCGAUCUUACUUCCGUUCUGCCGAAGUGCUCGUUCUACUGUAAUUGCGUCAACGGCGACUGCGAUCCGAAUACAGGCGCGUGCCGCUGUCCACCAAAAGAUCCCAACAGCGUGAACGGCUACUACGGCGCAGCGUGCCAGUAUCACUCUACCUGUCACCCGCAGAACACGCAAUCAGCGCAUGGUGUGGGCACGUCAGAGGGAACGGGAGAAUGCACAUGCAAGCCCGGAUUUUUCCGCACCGACUGCUCUGGGCAGUGCAGCUGCCACGCGGCUGGAACGCUGGCGGGCGGUCAAUGCGAUCCCUACACCGGGGCCUGCAGUUGCAAACCGGGCUGGACGGGGGCGAGGUGCGAUGAGUGCGCGGCGGGCUUUGUUCCGCACGGCAUCUGCGCACUGUCCUGUUUGCCGAAACUGUGCAACGCCCGGGGCACGAUCGCGUGCAGUUCCACGAACUGCGUCUGCAAGCCCGGUUACUUCGGGGACCUCUGCGACCAGAAGUGCGAGUGCCACCAGCGAGGUUCUCGCUCGUGCGAUCAGCAGACCGGAGCGUGCACCUGCCUGCCCGGUUGGGGCGGUGCGAAGUGCGACCAGUGCGCGCCAAACUACUAUCCGGCGGGCCAGUGCUUCACCUACUGUGACGCCGCGACCACAUGCAACGGGCACGGCGCUUGUGCGUCCGACGGAAGUUGUUCCUGUGAGAAAAACUGGGAUGGCAACUACGACUGCUCGCAGUGCGGUCGCAAUUACUACGGCCCGACCUGUGGCACGUACUGCGAGGCCAACACGAACUGCACUGCCGCGAGCCACGGGUUCUGCGACCCCAUGGAUGGGAGUUGCAACUGCUACGAGGGCUGGUUCGGCUCGAGUUGCGGCUCGAUGGACAUUUCGAUUUUGAACGCCGACGUUUGCCAGUUUCCGGCUGGGAUGCAAAAUUCUUAUUUGAAAAUCGAGGCGGACUACACGGCGUCAAAUUUGCAGGCAAGCAACAUCCAGCCCCACCAACUCCCGGCUAAUUUUAAUUCCACGUUGAAACACCACUUGACAUACGCCUUGAACAUGACAGGGACACGACACACGCCGAACCUUCGCUUUUCGCAAGCCUUUGACAUGGCCAGCAUCGACGUGCGAAGCGGAUCGAUCGCUGGCGGGACGCAGGUGAAGAUCACCGGUCGAGGCUUCGGCUUUGAGACCGGCUAUCACUCGGUUUUUCUUGUUUACAACACGAUUUUCGACCCGCCCGAUCCGUCCUCGACGACGUGCAAGCAUCCCCAAAUGCUCACGAUCGGCGAGUGCCCCAUGAAAAAGACAACCCACACCGAGUUUCGCUGUAUCACCCCGAACGCGGACACGCCGAUUCAUUCCCAUUCGGAUUUCGCCUCGUGGUUGAACGUGCCCAACAUCCAGUUCGGCAUUCGGCCAACGAACCUUACGUCGACUGCCGUUCAGUCUGAGGGGGUUUGUUUGCAGUCCUCCGCAGCGCCGGGCGCGAAAGCCAACGAGCUGCUGCCGAUGGAGAUCUUCACACGAGAGGACUGCGAGCAGGAGUGCGUGGACCGGUUCUGGCAGGGCUGUCGGUCCUUCAGUUUGGGGGUCGACCUCAAGCUGGGACAGUGCAUUCUGAGUUACGAUUUGUGCACGUCGAUCGGCCGCUUCAAUCACAAAUCCGAGGCUGCCACGCUGCAGUACAUGGGAUUCGUGCCCUAUCGCUUGGACGACCCGGAUUCGAUCGGCUACGGCGACGUGGAGCACGAAAUUCCGUCUUACCUGUCGGACGUCGCGCGGGUGAACUUCACGUACGACAGCACUAGUUACAUUAGCCACGUGUCCAACCCGCACGGGUUCGGCGGGGCCGAAAUCGACGUGUUUGUCGAGAACCCGCCUCCGCAUCUGCGCGGAAACGGCACCGGGGAGCAAUUGCCGCGCAGUGACGUUGCGGAGCCGCCGUCUAGUCCCAUGGUGGUCAUCGGCAAAGGAAUGGACUGGGACAGUGCACUUGCUUGCGAGGUUUCGGAAUGGCGGUACUUAGCAGACGUCUCACCGGUGGAUCAUCCGGCGCGCCUGGGUGCAAUGGACGACAGCUCGGCGACGGUGGAGGCACUGCACAUCAAAUGCACCGUUGCGGCAAACACGGUUCCGGCGGGACUGUACGAAGUGAAAGUGUACCAACCGAACAUCGGGUACACCUUGGCACGGUCCUCGGUGCAGGGAAAACCCGCGGUCUUCCAGAGUCUGUUUGAGAUAUCGGGGGUAAGUUCGUUAACCGGCAUUGUCCCCGCGGGAAGCGCUAACACCUCGGCGCAGGCCUUGGACCUCCCCUGCCAGCAGCCCAACGCCGCCACCUCGUGCGAUCCGCUGCAGGGCGGGCUUGGAGGAGGGGUCGACCUCCACAUCCACGGCCGGGGUUUCGGCACGUCGCCGGACCAGAAUUCCGUGACGAUCUGUGGACGACCCGCGGAGGUGAGAGCCGCGCGGUAUGAUCAACUCACAGUGCGCACCCCGCGGCACCAGAAUCUGCACUUGUUGAACGAACUGUAUUUCAACAACUCCGAGAUGACGGAAAACGACCGGAAGUACUUCUACGAGGACAUUCGCGUGUCGCCGUUCUUGAGUGAGCCCGCUAGAAUUUUUGGAAGUCACUCUGGUGCCAUGACCGACACGUCCUUUUGGCGCUUCAUGCAACUCUUUGACAACGACCUGGUCGACUACCCCGACCUGCCGGGGUCCGACUGCAGCGUCGGCUUCACCCUGCCCGAGGGGUACCUGGCCUUGGUGAAACAAGUGAAGUUCUAUCCGCCCUACUCCCAGGACGACCGUGCAACGCUACGCAACACGCGGUUCCAGGUCGCCAAUGACACGGGAACCGGGGGGUACACCACGAUGUACUCCAUCCCGAGUUCGGGCUACGUGAAGGGCGGCUGGAACACCGUCGACCUAGAUGCGCCCUUCAUCGGGCGGGUCUUCCGGUACCUCGGACAGAGUACGGCCGGCUGUCGGCUGCGCGAAGUGAAGUUCACGGGAUAUGUGAUUCCCGCCGCCGCGUACGCCAGCGGCGCCCACUGCCCAGUGGUGGUCGAGAAGGUGAAACACCCAGACGCGCACUACGAGAAUCUCGCGAACCGAGCUCCUGGGGACGCUAGUAGCGCGGGUUCUUCGACGACCUCGGUGAUUCCGGGAGACUCCUUCCGCGCGGUACAAGUCGCAACGGAUUCCUACGAAUCCACCUCUCCGGUGCCCGGCAAGCUGCACACCGUUCGGCUCUCGCAGACCACGAGCGGGUUCGUCAUGAUGCCCAAUCACAUGGCGCCGGUUUAUCCGCGGGAUUACGGACGGUUCCUUUUCCUUGUGGACGAUGAGCGAGCCCAAUUUGACAUUCGCGUGCACGCAACAAAGAGUACAGGCAACAGUCACGUGCACGGCUACAUCACGCCGGCUUUCAGCCAUUUCGGAAACGGAACAGCGGCAGGGUCAAACAGCACGUUGCAUCGCCAAGAGCUGCACAGUGUCGAACUUGUUGGCACUGCGGGUUCCGUUCAGUCAACGCUGCUCGCGUCCGGACUGUCGAUGGCCACUCGCGGAGUGUACUAUCUCGACCUGACUUCGUACGUGCACACGUCCAACUCCGACGUCUCGACAUCGGCAGUCGUGCACCACAUUGAAAUUGACGUGAACGCAACUUCUCCUGCGGGGGCUAGCGCUGCCUCGUCCACCGCUCCUGCGGACGACAACAGCACCUCCAAUGAUACGGCGGUGGGUUCCAAAGGGCCAGGUCCAAUUCUCGCCUCUGCAGUGCGUUUCCUCCGCACCAGCGAGACGCUCCGCAGACACAACAGUCAGGACCUGCUGUACUACAAGGCAAUGCACCACCUGACGCCAUUCAUAUCCGACGUCGAUCCGCGAAACGGCACUGCCCGUGGAAACACCCUUGUGACUCUUUCCGGGCAAAAUCUCGGUGAUGUUUUUGCGACCGGAAGCGCAGGUGUGAACUCGGCCGCAUUCGGACCGCUGGUUGCACCUGCGGUGCGAGCAGAAGACUUGGACGACUUCAUGGAAAUCGUCAUGCAGGAACGCGACGCGCAGAAUAUCUCCGAUCGCGUGCAGAACCUGACCAGCAACACCAGCGUUACCGAGUCGUACCUGUUCCGGCCCCGAUUUGCAGAGGUCGCGUUCAACGGUUACGAUUGCAUGGAAGUGACCAACUGGGCCAACCGAACUGACGACUCGAUGCAGUGUCGCACUGCCCCCCGGUCCGACGGAAUCAAGCCUUCGAGCUUUUCGGUUCGCAUCCCGGGCAAGGGAUUCGCGAUUCGCACGGACCGGCUGCGCAUCUUCUACCGCUAUCUGGACAAGUGGAGCGACCCGGCCAAUUGGCUGAACGAGGAGCUGCCGCGGAGGGGCGACUCCGCGUGGGUCCCCGAGGGGCAGGCCAUCAUGGUGGACCAGUCCGUGCCCCAGCUGGGACUCACCUACGUGGCGGGCGUGAUGGUGUUCGAUAACACGAAACCGCGGCUCACCUACGAUUCCACGUGGUUCUGGGUCCACGGUGGCACGCUGGAAAUCGGGACCGACCUGAUUCCCUACGAGAACCGCGUUGUCCUCACCCUCCACGGCGACAAAUACAAAACCGUGGAGCUGCCGUACAUCGGGCAGAAGAUGGUGGUCGUGACGAACCAGGGCAAUUUGGGUGGCGACAGCUCGAUCGCACGCAAGGUCGGGAAACUGGACAUCCACGGGCGGCGGACCAGGAACUGUGUGCGCCUCGCGGAGUCUGCCAACCCGGGCGAGGACUUUGUGAUCGUGGACGCCCUGCCGAACUGGGAGCCGGGCUACGACCUCGUCCUCGCCCACCCUGUCGAGGAGGCCACGCUCGUUUCCGCAAACCUCACCCUGUACGACCGCGCCAACGGGAUGCUGGUGAUUGACGGCGUGCCGACGGUCGUGAGCGGAGACCAAUCCGUGGGGCCCUUCGGCGAGGGAAUGCGUGCCAGCACCGGAGCUGCGGUGGUCACAGAAAUGAAGCCUCCGGAGUAUGAGGAGGUGGCGGUGCUGUUCCUCGCAAAGCCGCUGGCAAACUACCACGAGGCCAUCCAGUACCGGUAUUUUGCGGACGACCGCAACACAAUCCCGGAUCUGCGGCCCCACAUCUGCACGUUGUCGCGCAACAUCGUGAUCCAGGGCUCGCAGGACUCGCACCUCGCCGACUGGGGCGUGCACACCGGUGCGUUCUACGGUGGCGAAUACCGGCUGAAGGACGUGGAGGUCCGGAACUGCGGCCAGGGAGGCCAGAUGGGUCGCUACUGCACGCACUUUCACAAGAUGUCCCCGGGCCGGCAGGUCGACGUGUACAAGUCGUACGUUCACAACUGCGCGAUCCACCACUCCUUCAUGCGCGGCGUGGUGGCGCACUCCACGAAGUUUACCGUCGCGGAGGGCAACGUGGGGUACCUGAUCAAGGCUCACAACAUGCAGAUCGAGAACGGGGACGAAAAGGAGACCGUGUGGCGCAACAACGUGUUCAUCAAGGCGCUGCCGAUGGUGCUCGGCCUCGCGGACGAUACCACCCCGGCGGCCUACUGGGCAGUGCAUGGGAGCGUUAUCUGGGACAGCAACGUCGGCUACGCCUCGGCGUUCGGGUACCGCUUCAACCCGAAAGGCGAGUUCGCGGGGGAGAGCAUCCAGUACAACCACAUGGUCAACAACUCCGCUGUGGGCUGCGGCAUGGCCAUCCAGUUCUUCCCGGCGUGGGCUCCGAACCUGGACUUGUACGUCAACAAGUUCACCGCGGUGCACUGCGGGGCGACGCUGUUUGUGAAGCUCUGCAACCCCUGCCACUACUGGGACUUCAACGUGAUCGAGCCUUCGGGCGUUGGCUACGUCACGAAGUUUACGGACCCGGACGACAACCCGGCGCGGCCGAUGUUCCAAAACUGGCUCAUGGUCGGGGACAUGGAGGAGCCCAACCGGCGCAACCCGGGUCUGGGGUUCUACUUCAACGGGCAGGACGGGUACUGGAUGCACAACAUCACCAUCGUCAAUUACGGCGACCAGCCGCCGUUCGCCGGCGGCUUCAACUGCCCCGCCUUUGGUUACCUGGUGCCCACGCACCGCAUGAGUGCCGUCACCCUGGUGAACGCGACCGGGGGGCUGCUGUGGACGGAAUCCUACAGCCGGUACGCAAUCUGGCACGAUUUGGACGGCUCCGUCACCGGGUUCACGACCCACGGUGGCUACAUGACGGGCCAGUUCGGCUUCAACCAGUGGACCCGGAAUUCGCUCGCGCUCCACACCCCGCAAGGCGUCGUGCCGCCCCCCAACGCAGAUGCCUACGACCGCGCAGCGACCGGGCCCCUGUGCCGCUUCAUCGAUAACGCGCCAAACUCGAAGGAGAUGCACUGCAACCGUGAGCACGUGCACGUACGGUACGCUGGGAUCAUGGACUUCACCGGGUACGCGCUCCCCAACUUCGACAACCACGAGCUGCGCGUCAGCUCCGCGGCGGGGCACGACGAUAUCCCCUACCGGUCGAUGGCGUGCUCGCCGAACGGCCACAACGGGUGGUGCUGGCCUAUGGUGCUGGCCAAAUGGAACAAACAACACGUAGCCCCGCCGGCGAUGGUGAUGGACGACAGCGUGACUACCGGCCAGAUGCCGAUGUACCCGUCGACGAUAGGGCACACGCCAUACGCCCGCUAUGCGGAGCUGCCCUUCUGGUACUCGUUCGACCCGCACCCCACGCCGAUGGACUUCAUGAAAUGGUCCACGUGGAUCGGGCACGGGUGGCAGCGGCAGGACGAGGAGUGGUGCGGCACCAUGUAUCCCUACUUCCGACCGAACUUCCGCAAGACCUUCCAGGUCGGCAAGUUGGCCUCGACUUGGGACGGGGCCCACGCCCUGUACCGGGUACACACGGAGUUCGAGCCGAGCCAAAAGCUCAACGAGUUUCCCACGCCGUACCACGGCCACGGCGCGCACGCGAUGUUUGUGCAGCUGGGUAGCUUCAGCAACAGCACGGGUCAGAAGGACAUGCUGCUGCACGGAACCGGGUAUUGCGACACGGCCGGGUUUCGUAAGUCGCGCACGGGGUACUACGCGGACUGCGACGACCAGAACACCGCGGGGCAGCGCACCUCUCUGGCGCAGUGCAAGGCACUGUGUCUGCUCGAGACGAACUGUAUGUUCAUGACGUUCCGCGCGACCGGAAACGGGUGCUGUGCGCGGUUCGCGGAGGGCGUGUGUCAGCUCAGCACCGCGCACCACAGCUACCAAACGUACAAAAAGGUGGUCGUGCAGCACCCGGGCGGGCAGUUUCGCACGGACGGCACUGCAACGACUGGCUGGACCAACGAAACGGACGUGCCGGAACUGCGGGUCACAAAAUCGGACACACACCUGGUGACGCAUCCGCUGGACCUGUACGAGGUGCAGCAGUCCAUGGACCGGUUUGGAAUGCUGACGCGCGACUGGCGCGACCGCGACAACCCCGACCGGCUGAUCCAGCGGUACCUGAGUAACUUCCUCACCUUCACGCAAGAGACGUCUUCGGGCAGCGGUGUGUUCCAGACCGUGCAGGCGCUCGGCCGCGACGACCUGGACGCCGGCACCAUCACGGUGCCGACCAAUCUGACCUUCAGCUACACGACGACCGAUUUCCGCUACCAGCAGGAGUUGGCCGACAUGGGUGCGAGCGGGAGCCUCGCGGUGGUACACAGCCUCAAGACGGGGUGGAGCACGGUGAACCCCAUCGCAUUCCAGUGCCCCGUCGAGGGCUGCCCCGUGGCGCCGGCGCAGACGUCCGCGACGGCGCAGCUCUGGGAGAACCCGGACACCUGGCCCAGUGGCAAGGUGCCCGAGCCGAAUGAGGUGGUCACGAUCGACGAGUUCAAAUCGGUGAUUCUGACGACGGAGACUGCCGCGAUCCGGCGGCUGACGGUUCUGGGGAAGCUCACCUUUAUGCCGCCACUGCUGCAGAACGAGUUCUGCACGGACCCGGGCACGGGCACGUCGCACUGCCCGUUGGAGAAGCCGUGUCGGAAGAACGACCAGCCCAGCAUGCUGACGUGCCGAGAGUACGAGGUGUUCUACAACACCACGGAAAAACAGAACCAGUUCAUCACCGGGGUGAAAGACAUGUGCGCCACGGGGUGGACGGACUGCGCGAACCACACCAGCACGCAAACGCUGCGCGCGCACGCGGUGCAGCUGCACGGCCAAAUGUUCGUCGGCAGCAAAGGCUAUCCGUACCUCGGGAACGCGGAGGUGCUGCUGCACGGACCAGAGAGCUGUCCCAACUCCAAUGCCGAGUGCCGGCAGAUUUACGGCGAACACGGGGAAGGGUGGCCCGGGAUCACAAUGCGGAACGGCAUCGACAUGAACAACAAGUUGAUCGGGGUCUUGGGCGAGCUCCAGAUGCACGGCAAGCCGCUGGUGUGUCCGUUCACCGGAUUGGCAAAGACUGCGCACCCCACCGACCGCUUCGUGUUCGUGGAUUGCGAGGCUGCUUUGACAGAGUGGAAAGUCGGCAUGGAAAUCGAGGUGACUCCAACCGAGUACCCCUACUCAGCAGCCGAGAUCAAGACGCAAGCCGAAGUUUUCCGCAUCACCAGUGCGCCGGAACUGGUCACCGGGAGCGAGUUCGAGUUCGGGAAAGCAGUGAAGAUUGGUAUUCAGGGUCAGGCGCAGAGCCGGCACUUUUCCGGCAAAAUUCUAGCUGGGAACGCCGACAUUUGGUUCAAGGCGCACGUCGCGCUGCUCGACCGCAAUGUGCGGUUCGGCUCGGCCGAGACUGCCAGUCUCAGCCCGCAGCAGUUCCCCCACGGCUUCGAUCACAACUUCAACCACGGGGCGGGCAUUACGGUGGUCGAUAGCGAGGACGGCUCGAUCGUGGGGACAGCAGCCUUGUCGAGCGUGUACCUCCGGCAGACGGGGAAAAUGUAUUACCAGAUUCCCUCCCUGUACUUCUUCUCCGGGACCGGUCGCGACUUCCGCGCCUCCUCCGUGGACCAGUGCUCCUUCUUCGUGUCUGGUUUCGAGGCCUUGCGUAUCGCGGGGCCGGCAAACGUGGCCGUGCGCAACAACUUUUUUUCGCGGUUGCACGGCCCGGCGGUGCACGUGUUCCGUGGCCGGGACAUCCAGAUCGAGGACAAUCUUGGCUCCACCAUGUGGCGCCACAUCGACGAGCGACUGCGCACCAUCGACAGCGUGUACUGGCCGCGGGCCAUGUUCCAAACCUACGACUCGCACUACGACGGCAGCGUCUCUAGUCUGCAGCGCAACAUCGCCGCGGGUUCCUGGGACCACGGCUUCAUCUUCCGGCCGCCGGCGUGCGACAACCAAGCGCAGCGCAACGUGUACGGUGCGCAUCUACCGGACCGGCAGUCGUCCCGCAACCACGCCUACGGGAAUUUGGUCGGGUUUCACAUCCGCCGUGGCUGCAGCAAAGCCGGCGGCGGUCCGGCGGCUUGCGCGGGCACGGGCUACGAGUGCGUUACUGCUGAAUACCUGACGGCCUGGAAGAACGCCCAUUUGGGGAUCACGUGGGCGGACCAGCCGAGCUCGCUGAAGCUCCGGAAGGUAACUGUGUCCGACAACCACAUCGGCAUCCACGGUCACUUCCACCGGCAGGAGCGCGAGACCUCGCUUGAAUUCACUCUGGAAUACUCGGACAUCCUCGGCACCACGGACAUCUCCACCUGCACCGACUCCCUGGACGGGCGCUCUGCGCGCGCGUCGGACUUGUACCAAACUACGGCUCCGUCCGUCGUCGGAAAGGCGUUCCGGCACAUCGGGUUCAUGGCGCCCACGGUGACGAACCGCGGCUUCACCUGCGAGGACGGCCCGAACAUCCCCGAUUCUCAGUGUUUUGCGCCCAAGGCCCUGAUCCCGGACCGUACCUGCGCGAUGCCGUGGGAAAACCGGUACGGGAUCCGCGGAAGCCGCUACGGCAAGUUCCUCGUGGACACGAUUCGCAUCGGGUACUUCCACCACAAGGACGAAAUGUACCUCGGCGCACCCGUCGGGCGGUGCGGUCGCAACUCAGUCGCGAUUACGUACAACCCAACCGCCCGCGACUUCAACCCAAACAUCGACUUUCGCGGCGUCACCUGGGUGGGCCACAAUCGCGCCAGCAUGCGCCGCUUAUCUGGUAUUGCUGCGGACGGCCGAUGGAACCAGGAGCACGAAGCGGAACACGUGAAGCUGCUCGAUUACAGCAAUCCGAAGAACAUUUGGCACAAACUCGACGAGCACUUCUUCCCCAAGACGCUGGUAGCGUACGAUGAUGUCAAUGACCACGGCGCUGAAGGGGGCCGUGGCUUGUUACUCGCUACGAGCGACCAAGAGCAAGUGUUGUCGACUUCUUGCGGUUCUUCAUCUACUUCUAGUGGCGGUUCGUGUGCACUGCAGAAGCGCUUGAUGAUGGACGCUGAUCAACGCAGGUUGUCCAGCCCCUGGCGGCAGUUGCUGGAGAAAAGGCGAUCUUCGAAGAAGAUCGCAAAAUUUUCCUCCUUGCUGGGCCCGAGUGAAGAGCCGUCUCGUUUGGGAGCCUGGUCCUUGGCUACCGCGCCGAGAAGUGCGCUCGAAUCAGGAGCGCUGGUGUCUUCUACCUCUACCUCAUCCAGUACAGAACAAGCAGGGGAAGUUGUCCAAUUGCAAGCGUCCGACGGCGAAUCGCUGGUGCAAAGCCCCCGCCGGCGCCUCUCGAACGCUCCCGAAAUGAACCCCUCCUCUGACGGUCGGUUCUACUUGAGCUACUUUCGCGGUAAGGGGUCCUCCGACACCUCGUGUGACUACCCAGGGUGUCCAUAUGGAAAGAAAGCGAGUGGUCGUACAGAGUGACUGCUGCCCUAGAUGAAAACUACCAAUCCUAUCGAGAUACUUUUUAUUUGUUUUGCAGGCCGUAGCCGUACCCGCACCGGCAGAUGAUUUUUUUUCUGCUCAUGCGCUAAAAAUCUGUAUCUGUAACUGUAUGUCAUUACCCCAGUGCCAGAGCGCAGGGAGUUGAUUGCUCUCUGGUAUAUUAUUGCGGUGUGCUUUUUCUGAGGGCUCGCAGCAGUCAGUACCUCUGAGUCAGUCGCUUUCCCUGCAUAGUCCGGGCAUGUUCCAGUUCUGGUUGUCCGAUCUUGACGGCACAUUGACAGGCAAGUCAGUGACCGGCCCGGCCGGCCGCGCCACAGUGUUGCCCGAUGUGUCCGCGCUCACCGACGCCUCAAAGUGCACGGACCCGGCCCGCGGCAGCUACGUUUGCCAGAACAUGCCCAUGGCCUUGUUGAACUGGGAUUCCGCAGAUCACGAUUGCUGCGGCUGGGAUCGGCGGGAGCUGGGGCACUUUGCGAUCACCCGCAAAACAGACGGGCGCGUGACGGCGGGACAGCACAUGUACGAUCAUCUCGAUUGCCCCCGGGGCUGCGAGUUCGGGCACAGUUUCUACCCCAUGGCGGUGGAGGUGCACAACGAGUACCAGCUGGUGAUCCCCGCCAGUAUGCCGCAGACCCAGUGGCUGCACUUCUUCUCGUUCAUCAACACCGAAUGGGUGGUGGUCAAAAUCUACUUCUCCUCCCCACUGAAGAUCCGGCCCUACAUUGACGGGGAGGCCAUCGACGACCUCACCGUCGGGGGUGACAAGUUGAACAAGCAAGUACCGAUCCACGCCUUCGGCGCCCAGUCCUCCUGCACCCGCGCCGCGCCGUGCGCCGGCAGCGUGGCGGCCUCCGCCGAGACUGCGUUCCCGCACGGGGCGCACGUGCAGAACCCGCAGCAGAAGUUCUUUACCAUGGUUCUGCGCGGACUUGGUGGCACCGUGGCGCACACGUACAACCAGAGGACCACGACCAACUCCCACCAAAUUGUGCACAAAGGCUUUUUCCUGCAGACGGUCGCGGUGGUUCAGGUCGACAUGAAGAUCUCCAUGGACAUCAGUACGUGGGAAUCAAAUGCCGCCGCUAACGAGCUAUCUUUUCGGAACUCGAUUGCCACCCUCCUCGGCAUCCCUUUGGGUCGCAUCAAAGUCGUGUCCGUGCAGGCGGGAAGUGUCAACGUCAAUUACGAGGUAUGAGACGCUGUUUCUAAAUCCAUUCGUGUAUUUCCAUGUUCAAGAUCACGGAACAGAGCGAAGAUUUUGUCGUGCCAGGGAGACUGAGGUUUGUAGUCGCGCCAUUUUCAUGCAUUAACUAAAAAAUAAAAAACUAAGUCUACGACGGGGACUACCACGACCUGAGUUUAUAUCAACACGAAACAUACAUAAGAAUAAGCAUUGCCGGCCGCCAAAAGUGCGCAGUUGGUUUGAAAUUUUUUUAUCCAAAUACAUUAGAUACAACAAAGAAGCGUGUAUGUUUCCAAAGUUCUUGUACAACGUCGGUUCAUUCUCCUUGAAAAAACCUAUCAGGUCGAAGAAGACAAGCCUGUUUUGACCGCGGAAUCGGUUGAGGCUAAGGAAACGCCAGCGGAUAGUGUCUCUUCGCAGGCACCGUUGGCCAAUGUGCCUGCGAGCAUCAUGCUCGCAGACGCUUUGGCUUCCGGAUUGAACGAUACGGCGGCUGCACAGCAAGUAGCAGCGAAGCAAGUGGAGCAGGCACAACAGGUACUGUAGACGACAUGUAGUUGGUGGAAAAGCACUGCUAUUUACAUCUUCACUAAAUUCACAUUAUCUAUCAAUUAAGUCUUUGUGUGUAUGUAUCGUGGUAGUUCUGCUGCAUCUACUGCUCUCAUCGCUUCGUGUAGACAUUUUCACUGGAGAAGCUAGGAUUCGUGUGUGAUGUUGUAUUGCAGCCAUACCUGGAAUACUGUGCAGUACAUUUUUUAAUGUAUGGUAGGUUCGUUGGAAAAAGAAAAGCGCGAGAGAUCAAUUAUGACCAAAACUCAAUAUGUUCACACGACUUAGUAGAAGACUUCGAUUUUAAAAAAUCAAUAGGUCGCCGCGGUGCAGGCAGCGGCAGUGGCAAACAAUGUGACCUUCCUGACGAGCGGGCAGCAGGCGAGCGCGAAUGCGAGCGCAGCAGCGCACGAAGAGGCGUAUUCCUCCUGGAACCAGCUGCGGUCGCUCGUGACGGAACCGAAUGCGGCACUGACCAACGCUACGGCCGUUGCCGACGCGAUGAAGUCGCAGGGCCUCAAUGCCGAAGUGCUGGCGAUAUCCGCGGUCGCCCCGGCCGAUCCGAACCAAUUCACGACGACCAGCUCCACGACCACGCCAUGCAAUUUGAAUCUGCUGGACGAGAACAAUUUGUUUCCCCCUAGCUCCUGUAUGUGUGAUGGCACUGGCCAGACCUACGGCCCCACGUGCAGUGACCAGAAUCAGUGUCUCCGCAACGGCACGACGCCGCGAAGUUUCAGUCGUGCCGGCAACGGCACAUGUGUGUGCAAAUUCAACUGGCAGGGAGCGCACUGUCACCACUGCGCCGACGGCUUUUACGGAUCAAACUGCGACCACUCCUGCAAGUCCGGCGGUUUGGACAGCACUUUCGCGAGCAAAGCGUCGGACCAACAAGUCACUCUCGCCUCGCAGCUCGCUUGUGGCGCAGGAACCUGUCACUCGGCUUUCCAGUCUUCCGAUGUAUAUGGCCCGCUGGUUCCCGCCUUGCGGCUCCAGCGAAAUCUCGCCGACGUGCUGACGGCGCCCUCUUUUGCCAGCGCCGAGGAACAUCAGAUAGAGGAAGAUGGCGAAGCAAGAUCAUCGCGAGCAUACGAUAGUUGGUUGGGUCGCUUGCAGACGUUAGGGAAGCACCGGCCCCGCAAGCGGUGGCCCGGUACGGACUCGGAGCUGCACAAUGCGCACAACACGAGGGCGUUGAGGAGUAAUGGAGAAAGUAUCGUCACCGAGGUGAGUUCCAACCCGUUGCACAAUCCGCGCGUGGUACCGGAGCUGCAGAUGCGGCAAGAGCCCGAGCGACAGCGGGCGGAAGCCAUUCGUGCGCGGCGACAGGGCCUUGAGACGAGUGCCGACGACGACGACACCGGAGACGAAUUUGGGUUCAAGCGCGAGAGAGGGCUGUCCGACGUUCUCCAAGAAGCGUUUGAAGACUUAAAUACCCACAUUCUCGUGGACACGUCGCUCCAAGCCUCGGCAGACAACAGUAUGAGCUUCGUAUCCGUGGAAAUCUUUAAUCAGGAGCAAAACUUGCGGUCGAUGUCCGAGUUCUUUGGGAGCUGGGAGGGACGAAAAAUGUUCUUGCCAACUGAUUCCAGCGCACAAAACCGACUGCUGUACACGUUCAAUGUGCAAAAAUGGUUUGACAACUUGACCCCAACCGUGCAGUGUCGGUGCAAUCCGGGCUUCUACGGAAAACACCCCACCGACAACCACUACUGCAAUCUAGCGUGUGACUGCGCCGCAGGAGGAAGCAUCGGCUGCUACGACGGGCAGGAGCCGGGCGUGGUGGGGACGGGCAUCUGCAAGUGCAAGCCCGGCUUCGCCGCGCCACGAUGCGCCACAUGUGAACCGAAUUACUACCCGGAGGGGAACUGCACCACGCACUGCGUCGCGGCUUCGACCUGCAACGGACAAGGCACGUGCAACGAAGUGACCGGUGCUUGCCAGUGCCAGAACGGAUACUCCGGAGAAUUCUGCACGUGCCCGCCAUGUGUGAACGGAGGCUCCUGCACCGGUGGGCCGCAGUCCCGUUGCGCUUGCGUCAAUGGAUACGUCGGGGAUCGCUGUCACUUGCCACCCAUCGAAGGCGGGUUCGGCUAUGUCGAGGCAAGCGCCGGAUGGACUGAGUGCGAGUACCCCAAUGCAAACUGCGGGCCUGGAGUCCGUUAUCGGCCGCUGGAGUGCCAAUACACCAACAAAACCAACCACGUCAAGACGAUGGUAUAAAAGAUAAUUAAAAGGAGCUGUUACAUUCGGCAGCCGCAUGUCGCAGCUGCAGCCUGAUGAUUUCAUUUGCUGCAUACUUUAGACAGUAGCUCGCACGCCAUGAGAUGCGACCAAAUUAUGCCGGACUUUCUCUUCUGCCUUCUGCCAGUAGUCAUACACACCGCGAGAACGUAGAUGAAGCGAUUUUAUAAUAUUCUAGAGACAAGCUGUAGCUGCACUUUAACUUUGACGAUUUUUUUGUAAGGAAGUUGCUUCUGGACCUGGACCGGCUCUGCUGUUGCGUCCGUGCCGCGACAAAUCUUUGUCUGGGUUCUAGUCGCACUGAAACUGAGCAAGCUGAUCGUGACCACCAUACGAUUCAGCUAAACAAAAGUAGGCAAAUCAUGAUGCGCAAAAAUUAUAGCCGGAUACAGUGAAGUUUUUGACGCAAGCAAUUACACAUCAUCGACAUCACAAAUCCAGGUCGAUCUCCAGUACUGUACGGCCAAUAACGCUACGAUUCCAGCAUCAGCGGACCGCACACAGGAAGCCUGUACGCACAAAGAAAACACACCUGCGAGCUGCUCCUGCACCACGCAGCCACCUGCCGUUGUGAACCAGCAAACCUUCGGUACCUGCCUCGAUGGGAUCGCUCUACCAGCCACGAGAUGCGAACCGGUUUGCGCGGACGGGCACACGCUGCACGGUUUCUACGAAUGCAAAGACGGGGUGUUGCUUCCUGGCACGGCACCAAUGUGCGUCGUGGAGGGCGCAGAGGUGCAGACGCAAGAGGGUCUGGCCUCCCGGCUCUCCUUCAACGUGCCCAGCUUUACCGCCGGCUCGGCGGAGGAAACACAGUGGCGAAACGCCAUUACCAGUGCUACGAAAACGUCAGUGAUUACGAAGCUGAACAUCGCGGAGCUGACCGUGGAUCACGUUGAAGUGACGUCGGUGACCUUCGGCGCCGCGGCAGCUUCUACCACGAGCCUCCUCGUCCUGCGCGAGAGAAGAUUACAACAGCGGCAGCUGCAAACCACUCAAGCGGCGGCCGUGGCCUUCACCGUGGUUGCACCGGUGGGGACAAGUGCAGCCUCCAUUGGGCUCACGGCCAGCAACUUCGACUCCGCCAUCACCAAUCAGCAGUCGAGUUUUCUGUCCACGUUCCAAAACGCGGUGCAGACCUACGACAGCUCCUUGUCCGGGCUCGCCGUCACGGGCCUCACCGUCGCGGCGCCGACCACGGUGACGCGGCAGAUUCCAACCGGUUCGCAGGCCGACUCGGAGUCCGCGACCGAGGCCACGCCGCUGCUGGAGCCGCCUGUCAUGAUUGGCGGCGGGGCGGCGAUCGGGGUGCUGGUGCUCUUCCUCUUCUGGUACGCGAUCCGCGGCCGCCACAAGAAGGUGCACGUGAUGGAGAUGCGAGGCAAGGACGGCGAGCCGAUCGACAUUGAGAUCCCGGUUGGGGAGCCGAAACUGCACAAGCCCCCCAUCGAGGUGGUCGAGGACCGGACGCAGCCGUACAAGACCACGGAGCCGGUCAUCUACCCAGACGGCAGCCGCUACGAGGGGUGGAUGCUCAACGGGCGGAAGCACGGGGCCGGCAGCUACCUGCUCAGCGACGGCAGCUACUUUGAGGGGCAGUUUAGUGAGGGUAUCGUGAACGGGUUCGGAAAAAUCGAGUGGAACGAGGCCGGGUUCGAGAAGGGCAACGGGAAGAAGUAUGUGGGGCAGUGGCGGGACGGACACAUGCACGGGAAGGGGCUCAUGUACUGGCCCAACAACUGGGUCUUCGCCGGCGACUUCCGCGACGACGAUCGCCACGGUCGAGGCCGGUGCGAGUGGACGGAGGGCGCUUUCUACGAUGGCCAGUGGGUCGACGGGGUCAUGAGCGGCCUAGGGGAGCACGGCACCAGCAUCAGUGGGAGUGGCAUGUGGAUUUGGAAAGACGGCAACACGCAGGAGUUUGUGAAAAGGUACAUGAAAAAAUGAAAUGAGGAAGAUUUUCAUCUUCAAGUGCAGAUAGAGAUAAUUUCUUGAAUACUGUAUCUAUGAGUUCGGACUUGUGAAAGACAAAGAUGCAUUUGCAUGCGUCGACAAACCAUCUGUCUACGCAUGCAGCCGUAUUACAUGCCGCGUCUGAUUUUACUUGUAUCGUUCAUCCAUUGAAGACGGAGAGCAGAUAGUUCGAAUAAGACUGUUGCUCAUCAUCAUCUUCGCGAUACUUAUUUGCGAGCUUGAGUAAGGAUCCUUUUUUAAUCUUUUCCGGCCGAUGCGUGUCCUGAUCGGAACGAAGUUAGUCGCUAUUUCCUUCGUGUAUCUACUUUUGUCAAUUCCAAUUGUCCCAACUACAGGACCAAGAAUCCCCAUCGAACAUCGAAGACGUUGGAGAUUCGGUAUGCCCACCCCGUGCGAAGUUCCGAUCCCGAUGCAUUGGACGAGAAGCUCGAGGUGUCCAUUCCGGAACUUGGAAUCCGGGUUGGGAACCCGAAGGUGUGGGCGGCAUCGAGCGGUUACAAUGCGCUGACCAUCACCAAACUGAUUCCCUACGCGUCCGCCGACGCACGAGCAGGGGCCGCGGCAAGUUCUUCCACCGGGCAGCUGGAGGUGUUAGUCAUUGGCAGCCACGAGCUUCGACUGCAUUCCACCAUUCUUGCAGUCAACGGCGAGAAGGCUACGGACAGCAAGAAGCUCCUGGAAAUGCUCACUCGUGCCGCCCGGGGUAUUUUCAACGACUUGACCAUCACGGUGCUGCCCCCCAACCUCGACACCUACCUGAUCCACCCGCACAAGGCCUCCCCGAAAAAGAUGAAGCGAAGUGAUUCCUUGGAUGACUACGACCAAAUGAUGGGGAAUGGACCGGAGGGGGUAGACGGUGUCGCUGGUCAGCACGACUCGUCACACAAGGACAAAAAGAAAAAAGCCCGUCGUAGCAGAUCCUCGAGCCAGGAACAUUUCUGAUGCCUGCCGGCGGGGAACAUUGUUGUACAUAGAGAAAAUGCUUUUUGUUAUACUGUUUCUUGAAAAAAGACUGAAUCCGACUAAGAUGCAAAAACGGAAAAAGUCUGCGAAUGCAACAGCCAUGCGAAUGAAUUAUUAUUAACCACUACGUCUCGGUGGACUCGGACGAGAGUACGCAGGAAAAAUGCAGUAACAGUCACAGUGUCUAUGCCUAUGCUUAAUAGCAUAAUUGUCGUCUUCUUUUUAUAGCUUUAAUUUCGACUCCUGUAGCAGUAGUACUUUUUGGUUUUACUUUUAUGACGUCUCGGAUCUGAUUAUGAUUUUAUGAUAUAUUACAAUCAAAAAAUGCGAUGACCACCUUGACCACCAUGUUCAUGGCGAUUGGGUGGCUAAUGGAACUCCUACAGUUUCAACUUUGAUAUUUGAUGGAUAGCAUGCAUAAACUGUGUUGCAGCGAGAUUCGGAUAGAAAAAACGACUACCUGCGCCACGAGUUGUAAUAGCCUAAGCAGUUUUCUGCUCGUCGAAAGCGUAGUCGGUCUGGAAUCUCUGACGCGAUGCAGCAGAGAAGGCACAUAGUAAUCUCGAGUGUCAGAAUUAUAUACUAAAAAAUCUCUAACUCUAUCGCUGAACGCAUUUGUAUUUUAUUGAGCGAAAAAUUAUAAAGCAGUAGUGUCACCUCCCAGCGACAGCUUCACACUUUUUGUGGAGUGCUGGUGCCUUGAAUAGUACUAAAUGCAAACGUCGACGAAGCGUACUUAGUUCUUUUCUUGUGUUUUCUAUCAAGCGCCGGCUGGAUGAGUUGUUGAAUUUUCAAGCUCUCCCCCAUUUCUGAACUUGUCAUGCUGCGCAUUAAUCUCCGUUGUCCUCGUACGCACAAUGUAAACAACAAAGAGCUUUACCCUUUCUGCUUUGUUUUCUGUUCCUCAUAUCAUGCCCGCAAGGUUUUCUUCGUCUGGCGUCCAGAACUUUUUUUGAGCACACUAUUUCUUACUACGCUUUAAUUCACUUUCACAAAAUAAAUUUCAUGUACACUAACCAAUUAAGUACCAUGGAGGGAAAAGGAUAAGUUGAGAUCCACAAUGACAGGAAAGUGUCGAUAUCUGUUUAAUACAAUUACAAUUACGUCACUAAUGUGGCCCAUCCGGCUUGAUAAGUGUUCGUCUACAUUUGCAAGAAAAUGAACGGCAAGAUAGCAGAACGUGAACUACAUUGAAAUCAGAUGUACCGUCAAACUCAAAACUCAAGCAAAACUUUAUGAGAACUUAAAUGUGAAAUCGUUCGAAAUAAAUAA
Molecule: messenger RNA, 33453 nt
Organism: Amoebophrya sp. A120
Lineage: Eukaryota; Dinophyceae; Syndiniales; Amoebophryaceae
Source: the annotation of a GenBank genome assembly